Molecule: messenger RNA, 402 nt
Organism: Fraxinus pennsylvanica
Lineage: Eukaryota; Viridiplantae; Streptophyta; Magnoliopsida; Lamiales; Oleaceae
Source: the annotation of a GenBank genome assembly
AUGCCACCGCCAUGUCCUUCUGUAAAACGCUUCAUGAUGUACCAACAGGGUUGCUUCAUCGGUGGCACCAUCCUAUACAUGGCCAAGGACUUAGCGGAGAAUAACAAAGGAGCACGAGUUCUAGCACUGUUUGGUGAUGAUGCAACCGUCGUGAAUGUAGAUUCUGACCUGAUGAUUGUGCGAGAUUCAAUUCGAGGUUCUUUUCAAUUUGUCUCUGAGUUUACAAUGACUGAGAAAGCCAUUAAUCCAUCUAUAGUGAUGGAGAAUGAUGUUAAUCCUGGAUGGAAAUUAUCUACCAUUCUCUUGAAUGGUACAGGCAAAAUUGAAACCACAGUACAGACUAGAGGUAUAGGAAAAAUCGAGCAGGAUGAAGACAAUGGGGACAACGGAAGUCCUUUAUAG